CCGGCCAAACAAACCCACCCACCCACACACCCCCACACACACCCACACCCUGUACUGCCUUACGUAUGGGCUAUGUGACUCCAGUGUGUUCAUGAUCAGAAUUACACUGAACAUACAUUGAGGCCUCAGUGUUUUAUCUCAGUGUGGAAUGUUACAUAGACAAGGUGUGUUCUUACAUAACUUUAAGAACAAGUACAGGAGAAGUGAACGCUGUUAGAGAGGUUGUGAUGCGAGCCUCGGCUGUGUUGCAGAAUGAUCGUCAGUGUCCUAUAAACUAAGAGAGUCGAUCAGUGUUCAGUAAUAACAAACAAACAAACACUGACUCUUUAGCACCCAUGUAUGAAAUCCCGGAGUCGGUGGAAGGAGGACCCCUAUCCCACACAGGACACGUCUCCUCAGGUGGGUGAUGGGGACCAGACCAGUCCCCGCUACCAGGGAGGGGGCCGUCCCCAGCAGGGAACUUCCGUACUUCAUCAGGAGCGACGAGUGCGACGUGCCCAGGAAACAGCGCUUCAAGAAACUCCAGUUCUCCAGCAGCCUCGAGGAAUGGGAUUUACCACCACCAAGCCGCCCCUUCUUCAGUAGCCAAAAGUCCCUUUUAGACGUGGAUGAUGAGGAACUCCAUCUGUCUUAUACUCCUCGGUUCUUGGCUAGUGCUGACACACAUUUACCCCCUACUCGACGGUCCUUGGCCAGUUCUGACACACAUUUACCCCCCACUCGACGGUCCUUGGCCAGUUCUGACACACAUUUACCCCCCACUCGACGGACCUUGGCCAGUUCUGACACACAUUUACCCCGCACUCGACGGUCCUUGGCCAGUUCUGACACCGAGGUCCCCCCCAGAGGUCACUUCGUCAGCCGGGAUUCACGGGAGGGGAGCACAAGACCUGCUUUCUCGACCAACGGGAAACUUCCUCUGCUACACCGGGAGGAUAAAGACCACCUGGAUGUGCCCACCAAGCUGCCCUUCUCCUACAGCUACGAGUACUUCAGGAGCUCUGUCAGUAGGAGCGCCUCUGUCCCCUCUCUCCUUCACGACUACGAUGAUGCUGAGGACGUUGGUGUGAUGGCAACAUUAGGCGCCCAGUAUCACUCGUCAGGCAGCAGCAGCAUGGCGAGCAACAACGGUGUUUCCCGCUUGGCUAUGAUGCAGGCUAGACUGCGGGAGCAGCUGAUGGUGGAGAAGGAGUCACGGCUGCUGCAGAUGGCGGCCCGACAGGAGGCUGAGCGGGAGGGCACCAUCCAGCGAGUCACCAAGUCCUCCGCCUCCACGCUCUCCUCCUCCCUCUCCUCUCUCUCCUCUUCCCUCAAUUCCUCCGGCGGUCAGGGGCGCGUUAGGAAACUGUUCGAGGAGCGGAGGACUAAUGGGUACGGUCACAGCCCCGUCGGGAGGGACAAGAGCUACCCGCUGGAGCCCGUGAGGGGCGGCAGCACUGGGAGCACGGGAGGAGGACGUCCGCCGGUAAAGCCCGUGAAGGGUGUGAUCCGUAACCGCGGGGUGAGUGUUGACCGCGGCAAGAACAACUACGACCCUGAAAUGAUGAGACGGUCGAGGAGCCACGCCGCCCUCCAGCAGAACGCUAAUAACAACAACGAACCUCGCUCCCCUGCCAGAGGCCUCCGCCCCCCACAGACACGCCCGCCCGUCCACCACAAGUCCACCCCCUCUCUCCUGGACGCCAACCAGAACUACAACGGGCGGGGCACCACGGGCAGUCUGGGGCCUUCCAGGGACGCCUCACCCGCUCCUUCCCCCUCACACAAUAAUGCUAAUCGCUUUGGCUUCCGUGGUACUCCGUCAAGAGGACCGUCACCCGCCCCUUCUAUGAACGGCUCUCCUGCCAGAGGACCUCAGGCAUCCCCCCGCAGGACCAACACCUUCAACCACAGACAACACGAAGAGGUUGACGGCGGACGCUCCCCUGUACCCCCCAGCCAGCCACCCCGUCAACGACCAGCCCAGCCACCACCAAGAAAACCCCCAGCACGACAGCCGCCCCCCAGACGACAGCCGUCUCCUCCAGCAGACAACGACAACUCCGCCUUCUUCUCCCCGCGACCACUGGCCAACCCCAAGAGUAAGCCAGCUGUCCGCGGUGUUCCUCCCAUCACCAGAGUGAGUGAGGCGAAUUCCCCACCCAUUUCUCAGUCCAAGCCCAAGCCUCCACCAAAGCCCAAGUGGGAAAGUGCAGACACUGAGGAGGAAUUUGAAGAGACAACACCAGCCACUCCAGCACGAUCUUCAAAACCACCCCCUGGGCUCUCCAGCUGCAAGGUUUGUGGUCGCAACUUUGCCACGGAUCGAUUGGAAAAACAUGAAACUAUCUGUGCAAAAUCUAAGGCCAAGUCCAAGAAGCGUAAGAAUAAGGUAUUUGAUCCUGUUAAAAUGAGGACAAAGGGAACUGAAGCUGAAAAGUAUAUUAGCCGUGGAAAGCAUUUGGAAGAAUUGCCUAAGCCCAAGAAAAAAGAUUGGAAGAAGCAGCACGAAGACUUCAUUGCAACAAUACGAGCAGCAAAAACAGGUGCAGAACCCCCACCAACAGAUAAUUCAGAUUAUAUCCAAUGUCCCCAUUGUGGACGCAAGUUUGCAGAGGCAGCGGCAGACAGGCACAUUCCUAAGUGUGCAUCCAUUCAGAGUAACAAGCCUGCCGCUGGUCGAAGGAGGUAAAAAUUUUUAAGAGAAAGGACGACGUAGACAGGUACCGUAGUGAAAAAGUUUCUUGAUUUUUCCUGUCUACUAUUCUGUAAAUAUGAAUAGAGUAAAAUGACAGAAUUCUGUGUCAAUAAAAAAAAUAAAAACCUACAUAUCUUGUUUAUCAAAAUGGAGUAAACAAGAAGAAAAGUUCUACCCAAAGAAUAUUUUAAUAGAAGUGAUUGUCAAGGCUAAAAGAAAAUAUGUUGGUACACUAUACAUGUGUCAUUUUAUUCUUUGGGUUAUGCCUAAGUUUAUGUACUUACAGGCAAUGAGUUUCUAAACUGCAGGUAAAGUGGUGAAACCAUAAACCUGUUUCUUAGAAUUUGUUUAUGGCUCAAAACUAAGUAAACAAAUUUGCUGGUUUUCAAAUUUUGCUUUUGUUUGCUUUGGUUUUUGUAUAACUGCCUCAAUAAUAUACUUUGGUAGUAACAGUAGUGAUGGAGUUUAUUUUUAUGAGAUUUAUAUUACUAAACAAAUUAACGAAGCAUUAUAAUUGUGUUGAGGGAGACAGUUUUUAGAUGUGUAAUACCUGUUUUUAACAAGUUCAUGGAAUGCUUAUAAGAAUCCCAAUAUAAUUUUUUUCAGAUGAAUAUUACAUGACAAAUUAAAUUAAUGAACAAAAUCGUCCAGUAAAUGUAAAAUUUUCUGAGAGCAAGAGAUGUUUAAGUUUAGAUAUAAGAUGUUCUCAUUGUUUUCAUCAAAUGUUGAGGUGAGGGUUUUGAGUUAGAACUUUACACGUGUAUGGUUAGUAAACGCUACUUAAUUGAUCUUUGCUUUCUAAAUAACCAUUUGGAAUUAUUAACAUUAUUUUCCAACUUUGUUCUUUCAUUACUACAAACCAGAAGUUAUGGCCACGCCUUUGGUUUGUGGUAAUGAAGGAGUUAAUAUAAAUACCUAUUGAGAAAUUUAACCAACAUGUGAUAUAUAUAAGAAAAAAAAAGUCUUGUAAUUGGAUAGAGCAAUCAAACUGAUAAUACUACAGUUGGUUGAGCUGACAAAAUAGUUUAUGAAAUAGAUCUGCAGUGUAGUGCAUUAUAGUCAUACAAAUUGUUGCAUUGUAACUAGUAGGAUGAUAUUUUAAUACUACACUAUCUGUGAUAACUCUGUGUGAGAAGCAAAGUAGAAUUAAAGCAAAGGUAAGUAUUGUAUUUUGAGAUAACUAUGGUUGGAAAAUACUUUUACAUUGGGGGUGACCUAAUCACCUCAAAUGGAACUACUGUUGAGUAGUAAAGAGUUAGGCUUACUUAAGUGCAGAGUGGAAACCAUAUUUUUAUCUGAAGUUUUAGGUUCACGAAGAAUCACUAUGGUCUGGAUAACCCACACUACCAAGAAUCCUAAAUUAUGAUUCCCAGUGUAAUAAACAGAUGAGUAUAAAGUCAUGAAAAUCCAGAUAUAGUGCAGCUGUACUUAUAUAAACAUAAUUUGUAAUAUCACAAUUGAAAGAAGGCUUGCUAUGGCUGCUCUUAUGAUUUUAUUUAAUGAAUAGCUUUGUAUGUAAAUGACAUUUUACAAUAAAAUUUAAUAAACAUUUA
Homarus americanus (American lobster) is the source of this 4230-nucleotide messenger RNA. Its product is annotated as protein transport protein SEC31-like. Lineage: Eukaryota; Metazoa; Arthropoda; Malacostraca; Decapoda; Nephropidae. The record is from RefSeq and is a predicted model, not a curated record. The coding region runs from base 407 to 2671 and encodes 754 amino acids. The transcript has 10 exons.